Molecule: messenger RNA, 1575 nt
Organism: Penicillium paradoxum
Lineage: Eukaryota; Fungi; Ascomycota; Eurotiomycetes; Eurotiales; Aspergillaceae
Product: flavin-containing monooxygenase
Exons: 2
Coding region: 1-1575 (524 amino acids)
Molecular function (GO): NADP binding; flavin adenine dinucleotide binding; N,N-dimethylaniline monooxygenase activity
Source: RefSeq, a predicted model, not a curated record
AUGGGCUCUGAGUCGUUUAUGUCGGCCCUCAAGGCGUUCAUCCGGCAUCCAUUUGUAGAGAUCUUUACCUGGCUCUACCUGGCUCUGCAAGCGGUUUUAGUUUACAUAUUUUCUCCCAUUCCCCCACCUCCAACCCAUCAGAAUUCAAAUAUUCCUCGGAAGAGAGUGGCAAUCAUUGGCGCAGGCCUGACCGGGGUGUCCUCGGCCGCCCACUGUGCUGGCCAUGGCUUUGACGUCCAAUUGUUUGAAUCCAGACCCAAAGAACAGGGUUUGGGAGGCAUCUGGAGUAGAGUCAAUUCCACAUCCGCAUUACAAGUUCACAGUGUCAUGUACCGUUUCCAUCCGUCGGUCAGCUUUGACAGCGCAUACCCCACCCAGCAACAGAUCAAGGAGCAGAUAGUCGAUGUCUGGAAACGCUACGACUUGGAAAAGCGUACCGCCUUUGAGACCAAAGUCACAUCCGUGAAGAAGACCAAGAGUGGCCAGUGGAUUAUCAACAACGACGAAUCGCAGUACGGCCGAUUCGACGGAAUAUUGGCUACAGUAGGCGUAUGUGGGGACCCCAAGAUGCCCCCUCUGCCUAGCCAAGAGAAGUUCGAAGGCCAGAUCUACCACUCCUCUGAGCUGGAUGGCAAGGAUGCCAAAGGCAAAAAGGUGCUCAUUGUGGGAGGUGGCGCUAGCGCCAUCGAGGCCUUGGAGUUCGCCGUCAAAAAUGGCGCGGCCGAGAUCGAUGUCCUUUCUCGAUCUGAUAAAUGGAUUAUUCCUCGGAAUAUACUCGUACAAUCAUUGUUGGCAUGCAAUAUCUUCGGCCAAGAAACAGCUCUUUCGUGGAUCCCCGAGUGGUUGCUGCGCAAGUUUUUCUACCGUGAUCUUCAAGAUAUUGCUCCGACAGACAAUGGCAUCUUUACUGGGACUCCAAUGGCCAAUGACGAAUUGUUCAACCAGAUCCGCCAGGGAAAGGCUCACUGGCUACGCGGGGACAUUGUCUCCGUGGAAGAGAAAGGCGUGGUAUUCAACCAUCGAUCUAAAGGUGUUCCAAAAGGAGGACCUGGCCGCGAACGAUUAGUUGAAGGUGAUAUCAUCGUCAUGGCCACCGGUUUCAAACGGCCUUCAUUGUCCUUCUUGCCUGAUGAGUGUUUUGAUGAACCUUACGGGCCGCCUAGCUGGUAUCUCCAAGUCUUCCCACCCAAAUACCCGGAUAUUUGUGCCAACAACAGCACCUACGUCGAUGCAAUUGGUACAGUGGGCAAUAUGCAUAUCGGAAUCUACACGCGAUUCCUGCUCAUGUUCUUGACCGAUCCACUGACCCGACCCACUGAGGCUUGGAUGAAGACCUGGAUUGACUUCACCAGGUUCAUGAAGCGAUUGGCUCCCACUGGAGCAUUUGACUUCUUUACCUAUGCUGAACUGAUUUACUGGUAUCUCUUUGUCCUUGUCAUCAAUCCCUUCCGUUGGAAAUGGGCGUUAUUUGUGUUCUUUGGGAUUGGCCGUGGCUUACCCUUGAUGUUUGUGGAACGAGAAAAUUCCUUCCGCAAGGAGCUGAAGAAACAGCGCAAGACCAAGAAAUCCCAUUGA